Molecule: messenger RNA, 651 nt
Organism: Acaulospora morrowiae
Lineage: Eukaryota; Fungi; Glomeromycota; Glomeromycetes; Diversisporales; Acaulosporaceae
Source: the annotation of a GenBank genome assembly
AUGGACGUUGAAAUGGAAGACGCAGUUACCACACCAAUAAAGCUUUCUGAAAAAGCUAAAGGAAAAUUAAAAGACACCUCGGGAGGAAGAAUAUCUGAGGAUGGAAAUUUGCCAUGGAUAGAGAAGUAUCGUCCCAAAACACUCGAAGAACUUGUUUCGCAUGAGGAAAUAACCUCCACAAUCGAAAGGUUCAUUGAAAACAAUCGCGUUCCGCAUUUAUUGUUUUAUGGACCGCCCGGAACAGGAAAAACAACAACUAUACUCGCGUUUGCUAGAAAGUUGUAUGGGCAAAAUUGGAGAAAUAUGACUAUGGAGCUAAACGCCUCAGAUGACCGGGGUAUAGAUGUGGUGAGGGAAGAAAUCAAAACCUACGCGAGUAUGGGUAGAAUAUUCAGUACCGGAUUCAAACUAAUUAUACUGGAUGAAGCCGAUUCCAUGACUUCUUCUGCACAAAACGCGUUGAGACGAAUCAUAGAAAAAUAUACAAAUAACGUUCGAUUUUGCAUCAUUUGCAAUUAUAUUUCAAAGAUAAUUCCAGCCAUUCAAUCUCGUUGUACAAAGUUUAGAUUCUCGCCCAUAGGUGAGGAACAAGUAAAUUCUCGCCUGGAAUACAUCAUUCAAUCCGAAAAGUAUAUAUUUCUUACUUCUCAG